Molecule: messenger RNA, 609 nt
Organism: Suncus etruscus (white-toothed pygmy shrew)
Lineage: Eukaryota; Metazoa; Chordata; Mammalia; Eulipotyphla; Soricidae
Gene: CCDC195
Product: coiled-coil domain containing 195
Exons: 3
Coding region: 1-609 (202 amino acids)
Source: RefSeq, a predicted model, not a curated record
AUGGCAAUGACUAACCAGCUCAUGGAAGUUAUCCAGGAAAUGCAGGCAGAGAUCAACAAACUGGAGACAGAGAAUCAUGCCCUCCGGAUGAAGCUGAGUGCAAGCAGUAAGAGACUUUCAGGUUCAGAGGGAGAUCCUGAAAGUGAAAAGGAAGAGGAAGCCACAAACUAUAGUAAACUAGAAAAUGUGCCUGAACAAUCUCCAGCAACCCAAACUGACAGUGUCUCCAGUGAUGAAGUGAUAGCUGUGCAGGAAUACCCAGACAAUGUCAUGAUUGUUAGACGCUAUUGUAUUUCCUCAUCAACUCAUUCAUUUGCCAAAAAUGAUCCCUGGGAAACUGUAAAAAGGUAUCUAAAGUAUGGAACUCUAGGAUCUCAAGGAACAGUGAAAUCCCUGGUAUGUUCUUCAAUUAAGAAACAAGAAAAAGAAGAAAAUAUGUUUGUAGCAGAUUAUUUAACUAGCCAAAGACCCUCAUCUGAGCACAGAGACAAGAUAAAAACUGUCAGUUUCCUGUUACCCCAGGAUACUCCUGCAUAUUCCAAAACUUCAGAUUCUUUGGAAUACUCACCAAAUCCAACCACAAAUCAGUUAAGCACCAUUACAGAAUAG